AUGGAUCUAGAAAACCAGACAGGUGUGAUAGAAUUUUUUCUCUUGGGACUCUCAGAAGAUCCAGAACUUCAGCCGAUUCUCUUUGGACUGUUCCUGCUUAUGUACCUAGUGACAGUCUUUGGGAACAUGCUCAUCAUCCUGGCCAUUGUGUCUGACUCCCACCUCCACAAUCCAAUGUACUUCUUCCUCUCUAACCUGUCCUUCACUGACAUCUGCUUUAGCACCACCACUGUUCCUAAGAUGCUGACAAACCUUCAGAGACAGAGCAAAGCCAUCAGUUACACAGGCUGCAUUACACAGCUCAGCUUUGUCUUACUUUUUGCUGGGAUGGAAAACUUUCUCCUUGCAGCAAUGGCUUUUGAUCGGUAUGUGGCUAUCUGCACUCCACUUCACUACACAGCCAUCAUGAAAUUCCACCUGUGUUUCCUGAUGAUUUUAUUGUCUUUGUGUAUUAGCAUUGUGGAUGCCCUUCUGCAUGGUUUAAUGAUUUUGAGGCUAUCUUUCUGUACAUAUCUUGAAAUUCCACUUUUUUGUGAGCUUGAUCAGGUCAUCAAGCUUGCAUGUUCUGACACUCUCAUCAAUAAUAUUCUUGUAUAUGCAGUGACUAGUCCAUUAGGUGGUGUCCCCCUACUGGGAAUUAUUUUUUCUUACUUUAAAAUUAUCUCUUCCAUACUGAGAAUGAAAUCACCAGGAGGUAGGUCUAAAGCUUUCUCAACAUGUGGGUCUCAUCUGUCCAUUGUGUCUUUGUUCUAUGGGACAGCUUUUGGGGUAUAUAUCAGUUCUGCAUUUACAGAUUCAUACAGGAAAACUUCUGUGGCAUCACUAAUGUAUACUGUGCUCCCUCCAAUGUUGAACCCAUUUAUCUACAGUCUGAGAAACAGAGAUAUCAAGAAAGCUUUGAGGAAAAUCAUCUGA
This is a messenger RNA of Mesocricetus auratus (golden hamster), 915 nucleotides long. RefSeq names its product putative gustatory receptor clone PTE03. The record is from RefSeq and is a predicted model, not a curated record. Lineage: Eukaryota; Metazoa; Chordata; Mammalia; Rodentia; Cricetidae. Gene Ontology annotation, biological process: G protein-coupled receptor signaling pathway. Gene Ontology annotation, molecular function: olfactory receptor activity; G protein-coupled receptor activity. Gene Ontology annotation, cellular component: membrane.